Dacryopinax primogenitus is the source of this 1889-nucleotide messenger RNA. RefSeq lists its product as uncharacterized. Lineage: Eukaryota; Fungi; Basidiomycota; Dacrymycetes; Dacrymycetales; Dacrymycetaceae. Gene Ontology annotation, cellular component: kinetochore. The record is from RefSeq and is a predicted model, not a curated record. The transcript is spliced from 7 exons. The coding region runs from base 18 to 1796 and encodes 592 amino acids. Gene Ontology annotation, biological process: attachment of mitotic spindle microtubules to kinetochore; spindle attachment to meiosis I kinetochore; kinetochore assembly. Gene Ontology annotation, molecular function: centromeric DNA binding.
AUUCUGAGGAGGUUUCGAUGGAGAUCGAUACAAGCAUCAUCGGUGCAACAACUGCCUUUUUCGAGGGACGUCCUUCCGUGGUCAGCAAUCGCUCCCGAUUAUCUCAGACAGAGGCGGACUACGAGGGUAUACCUUCCCCUAGUGUUUCUCGAGUAGGGCGUCCAAGAAGCAGUCAGGCUCCUCUCGAUCCUCGUACUCCACGAAGAAGACCUCGAGACUCUGAUAACGAGGAUGAGUUAACACGUCCACCGGAUAGUGCCUCCGUCACUCGUAUAACACCACAUACUCCUGGAUCACCCAGUAAAUCCCGGAAUGUGGUCGAUGGUCCAGGCGAGGUCGAAGAUGUUCCAGAGACAUCGCCUACCGUGGCCGGUCCCAGACGGAAGGGGAAAGGACGGCCAAGUGGUGAAUCGGCUGGCGAAGCGGAGCCUGCAUAUGAUGACGAUCAAAUACCUCAAUACGAUGGUAUGGAUCUCGCGGCCGAGGAGCCGCCACCUGUGGAAACGAACGGACAUGCAGAAGCAGAAGAGACAGACGAGCAUAAAGACGUUCAGGAAGAGGAAGAGGAGGAAGGACAGGAAGAGGAAGAGGCGCAGGAAGAGGAGGAGGAGCAAGACGAAGAAGAGGACGAGGACGAGGAUGAUGAAUCACCACCUCCGAAACGUGGCAGGGGCCGACCAAGGAAGGGGGAAGUGGUGAAGAGAAAGCCGGAGAAAGCAGCGACAACGUCGAAAGGCAAGCGUGGCAGACCCAGGAAAGAAGAUUCACAACGAGCUCCCUCACGCAGGCCUAGGUCACAGACUGUGGAGUCUAGCCCUGAACGAGGAAUCAGCGAAGUGAUUGAUGUACACGGCGGCGAUGGCGAGGGCCACUUCUUCGACUCAGAAGGUCGGCGACGGAAUGCUCGCGUUCGAUACGCUCCUCUUGAGUACUGGCGCAACGAGAAGGUUGUAUAUGGUCGACGGCAGUCUGGCGUGGCCGUAGUGCCUGUCAUCAAACAGAUCAUCAAAGUCGCACCUGAUCCUGUUAGGCCUGUUGGAACGGCACAUAGGACUCAUCCAUGGAAGAAACGGAAAGCAUCCACGGAUAAUGAAGAGGAUGAAGAAGAGAAUGAGGACGAGGAUGAGGACAAUGAACGAGAACACAAGAGAGCAAGGUCAGAACAACGGGGGUAUGUUGAAGAGGAUCCGCCGGAGAAAGGCUGGGACAGCAAGACGGAUCCACUCGGCGUCGUCAUGGAAUACGUUACGAAGACUGAAGUCGAACGACGGGUGGCGUUCACGCAGAGCAUGGUACAACCUCGAGAAGCAGCGAAUGCCAGGUUCAAAUUCCAGAAGAUCUUCGGCGACGGAGAGUUUCUUGCUGCUGGAAUGCUGUCCAUACCUGUUGGUGAAACGAAACCAGCAAAAUCGUCGAAGGACAACAGCUACGUAUUUUACGUCAUCCAAGGUGCCGUCAAGGUGCAGAUCUAUCGAACAUCCUUUCUUGUAUCCAUUGGUGGUAUGUUCCUCGUCCCACGUGGCAACGUUUAUGAGAUCGAGAACGUCGCCGAACGAGAGACUGUUCUUUUCUUCGCACAAGCACGCAAAAUACCAGAAGAUGGCAACGUGAGCAUGCAGGACUCGCAAGGUACUCCGAUAAAGCGACGUGCCAGUAUGACUCCUGGGCCUGAUGCCAGCCGAGUGUCGAUGACACCGCGUCGAUCAGAGCCACCGCGUAGCAUUGAGCGCUCUGGAUCGCGGUCCGGAUCAAGAGCUGCUUCGUCCCGACCUAACGGAUACCGGCGACGACAUUGACUAGAGCCUGCGUUCUUUUCUUGGCCUGUAUGGACUAUUUGUGUCAGUGUUACCUUGUUGUAUACGCUACUCUUGUAAAAUAGUAAUUCAAAC